This is a messenger RNA of Sceloporus undulatus (fence lizard), 2748 nucleotides long. RefSeq names its product kynurenine aminotransferase 1 (gene KYAT1). Gene Ontology annotation, molecular function: pyridoxal phosphate binding; L-kynurenine:2-oxoglutarate transaminase activity. Gene Ontology annotation, cellular component: cytoplasm; mitochondrion. The record is from RefSeq and is a predicted model, not a curated record. Gene Ontology annotation, biological process: biosynthetic process. The transcript has 15 exons. Bases 306 to 1676 code for a protein of 456 amino acids. NCBI's taxonomy places the organism in Eukaryota, Metazoa, Chordata, Lepidosauria, Squamata, Phrynosomatidae.
UGCAAAGCCAUGCUGUCUGAGGAAUUAUGUGGGCUGCAAUGUAAACACUGAGUUCUUGAAGCCUAAAUAAGUCAAUAGACCUACUAUUGACUUAACAACCACUAUGAAGCCUGUAUUCAGAGACUUGCCUCUUCUAAACAGAAGCCUUCUUUAGCUUAAACAUUAUAGACUUAAAGACUCCUCCCAGGAAAAGGCGUUGCAAUCUCUUAUCAGCUGUUUUGAGAAACAUGGAGAAGCUGGUGCUGUGAAACUGCUGUGAUUGCAAGGUUCAUGGCUCUGGAAGAGAAAGAUGGUCUUGCUGUGACAUGGUUAAGCUCUUUCCGCUGCCUUUGACUCGUGACCUUUUGAAGAAAUAUAAUCCUGUUGGAUCUUACUGGUGUCACUCCACGGCAAAAAUGUCUAAGAAGACACUUCAGGCUCGGAGACUGGAGGGCACAGAUGCAAAUAUCUGGGUGAAGUUUGUCACCUUGACUGCUGCUCACAAAGCAGUGAACCUAGGCCAAGGAUUUCCCAACUUCCCCCCACCAGACUUUGUCAAGGAUGCCUUUGUGGAAGCUGUUGGAAGAAAGGAUACCUUGAUGCACCAGUAUACCCGUGCUUUUGGGCAUCCACGUCUGGUGGCAGUCUUGGCUCGCUUGUUUGGGAAACUGCUUGGGCGAGAGCUUGACCCAGAGACGAAUGUCCUAGUCACUGUGGGAGCCUACCAGUCUCUCUUCUGCUGCUUCCAGGCUUUGGUGGAUGAAGGAGAUGAGGUUAUUAUAAUUGAGCCGUACUUCGACUGCUAUGAGCCAAUGGUGAAAAUGGCUGGUGGGACGCCAGUGUUCAUACCUCUACGACUAAAGGUUGCAGAAACUGGAAAGCUUAUUUCAAGCAGAGACUGGCAACUAGAUCCAGCAGAGUUAGAGGCCAAGUUCACUACGCGAACCAAAGCCAUAGUCUUGAAUUCUCCUAACAACCCGUUGGGGAAGGUGUUCAGCCGGAAGGAGCUGGAGAUCAUUGCAAACCUGUGUGUGAAACAUGAUGUCCUAUGCUUCAGUGAUGAGGUAUAUGAGUGGCUGGUCUAUGAUGGGAAUGAGCACAUCCGGAUAGCCAGUUUGCCAGGGAUGUGGGAGCGUACUUUAACUAUUGGGAGUGCUGGCAAAACCUUCAGUGCCACAGGCUGGAAGGUUGGCUGGACCGUAGGACCUGAUCGCCUUUUAAAGCACCUGAGAACGGUUCACCAGAACUCAGUAUACCAUUGUGCAACAGCAGCUCAGGAAGCGGUGGCCUGUGGAUUGGAGAAAGAGUUGGAGCGCUUCGGGAAGCCGGACAGCUAUUUUGUUCAGCUCCCUCAACGCCUGCAGCAGAAGCGGGACUUUCUAAUUCAGAAUCUGGUGGCCGUCGGCAUGAAGCCCAUUGUUCCCGAAGGCGCCUACUUUUUGAUGGUAGACCUUUCACCAUUCAAAAUUGAACUGCCUGAUCAAGCAAAUUCUGAGGAGCCCUAUGAUUCUCGGUUUGCGGAGUGGAUGAUCAAGAACAAAGGUUUAGCUGCCAUCCCAGUCUCUGCGUUCUACAGCUCCCAGCAGAAGAAGAAUUUUGACCAUUUCAUCCGGUUCUGCUUUGCCAAGGAGGAUUCUACCCUGAAAGCUGCAAGUGACAUUUUGCAAGAAUGGAGUCGACAGAAACCCUGCCUAUAAAAGGAUAGUUUGCAAAAAAAAACUCUGUAGUUACAACACUGGAACAAGUUGGUAAAAGAACAUUUUUUGCUGCUAAUGGCAAGCUGCUUCACAGGCGAUCAAGUGGAUCUCACCUACCAAUUUGCAUAGGCAACAGAUAACUAAUUUUAAUCCUCAGGAAUUGGACAUUUGCCAAUAUAGUGACGACUUUCUUGCUCUACAGGAUCUGUGAACUUCUUGUGUGUUACUGUAUGCAUUUUCAAAGCUUAGAUUUCUAGAUAGGGUUAGAGAGUAAGGUUCUCAUCAUCCUGACGGAAACCAAAUCUUGACCAUCCUAGUUUUCCAGGAUGGGACUAGCUAUUCUGGAAACCCAAGUUUCCAAGCUAGAACUUCCAAAGCUUUUGAGGUGAGUUUUCAAGUAAAAUACAAAAUAAAAAUCCCUAAGUACUAAAUAUAAAAUCCAAUAAAAUCUGGGAACCCAGUCUUGCAAACCAACGCAAACUUCAAAAUUGGCAUUACUUUUGAAGUUUUCAGCUAAAACACACACCAGCGGCUUUGUAGGCUGGAAGAGUCUAGACUUACUUUUCCAAACUCUGCGUCAACAACUUUGCUAAUUGCAUGGAAGAUGCACUGAAAGAAGAAAUCCUCAUGAUGGUACUGGCUAGGAACAGAAAUUAUAGCACAACUGUAACUUAAUAAGGGAUAAGUGAUAGAAUUGAAACUUUUUAGUUCAAGAAAUAUAGCUUCACUACAUAAUGGAGGAGGAAUAUCACAUAAUUCAGGUGCUGAGACCUGGAAAAAUUGUCAGACUACAACUUCCCUAACCCUUGGCCAGCAUAGACGAGAUUUCUCCAGUUAGUCUCAAAUUUAAAACACACAAGCCUAUAAAAUAUUUGUAAUUUUGCAAAACAUUCUCAAUACAAGUUACAGAAGUUUUGUUUUUCACAUCAAACAGCAAUCAAAGCUGAUAAAACUCCACUUUUGGAGAGAGCAGGAACUGGCUCACUGACCAAUUGUGAAACCUAAAUAUUGCUUCUAGAACCUCUUUUUAUCCCCAAGGCUGCUGAAUAAAGGUUUUCACUUUGCCAGAUGA